AGUUAGUUGUGACCCGUUUCACCACAGAAGAAGAGCGCUUUGUUGGAGGAGGUUUGAGUCGUGGCUUACAACUUUUAGCUCAUGUUAAUUUGAUUUUAUUCUCAUCCACACUGAAGAAUUCAGCUGUAACGUUAAGUAAAAGGCUAAUGAGUAAUUCGCCGACAGUAUAUUUUAUUAAGUGUAGCACCAAAGCGUCAUUUUAUCGUUUGUUCUGCGGACGGAUACCUGUUUAGCCUACUUGCUAACUUCCUUAGCUAACUGUUAUUGUUAGCUAGUUUUGUGCUAACAUGUCUGGCGUAGGUCUCGUUAGAGGACCGGCAGGAAGCAACGACUGUCGGAUAUAUGUUGGGAAUCUCCCCCCUGACAUACGCUCAAAGGAUGUUGAAGACUUGUUUUACAAAUAUGGAGCCAUUCGUGAUAUCGAUCUGAAAAACCGAAGAGGAGGACCGCCGUUUGCCUUCGUUCAGUUCGAGGACGCGAGGGAUUCUGAGGAUGCUGUGUACGGGCGUGAUGGAUAUGACUACGAUGGCUACCGCCUGCGUGUUGAGUUUCCUAGAAGUGGACGGGGGGGAGGAGGAGGAGGAGGGGGUGGGGGUGGUGGUCGUGGUGGUGGUGAUGGUGGACCAAUGGGACCCCAGAGUCGAAGGCAUGGCCCCCCCUCCCGACGCUCUGAGUACAGGGUUCUUGUGUCAGGUCUUCCUUCCAGUGGAAGCUGGCAGGACCUGAAGGAUCACAUGCGAGAGGCAGGUGAUGUAUGUUAUGCUGAUGUGUACCGUGAUGGCACCGGGGUAGUGGAGUUUGUACGCAAAGAAGACAUGAGCUACGCUGUCCGUCAUUUGGAUAACACCAAGUUUCGCUCUCAUGAGGGAGAGACGGCCUACAUUCGCGUUAAGGUGGACGGUCCUCGCAGUCCCAGCUAUGGUCGUUCUCGCUCUCGUAGUCGCAGCCGUAGCCGAAGCAGGAGCGGGUCACGUCGCAGCAGAGGGUCUCCACGUUACUCCCCUCGCCGCUCCCGCUCCCGCACCUAGAUCCACCCUAGCUAAAGCAAUGGUGUGCCUCGGAGCCGGAGAGGAAAUCUUCACAUCACUCAAAAAAUCCUGUAUACUCACCACGGAUCAUCUCAUACACUGUUUUCUCGUGUGUUCCCUAUUCCCCCACUUUUUGUUGCAGUUUUCUUUUUUUAGUUUUCAUUUUUGUACACGGCCCGUUUCACUCUGUCGUUCUUCCUUUUCCCCUUCGCAUCGGUUUUCUGCUAACCAUCUCUCACCCUCUGUAAUAUUUCUUCUACUUGUCCUCGUACACUUUGUUUUGUUUCCUUUUGGAAAUAUUUUACUUCUUUUUAAGCAUAUACUACUGUCCUUUGACCCUCUUGUGUGUCUCUCUGUAGAGUUCAGAGGAACAGGAUAGGAUGGGAACAGAGGAAACAGUUCAUAUUAGGAUAAACAGGAGGAGGAGUCAAAUAUGGCACCAAUGGUAUGAUGGCUGUGCCUUGUCAACUGUGAAAUCUGCAUUAUAAGGCUGUUCAGUUUUUUUUUUUUUUUUUUUACAUACAAUUGACAAUAGUGUCUAAUGUUUUCAGUUGUAACAAGUUCUGUAUACCACUUUGUAUUUGGAGACCCAAAGCUUGUGUUUUAUUGCUUUUGCUCAUCUUAUAGCCUCCAAGUAAAUCUUUUUUUGGGACUGAUCAUAGAAGGUGUUCCCUGUUUUUCUCAAAGUAAACUCCCUGGUAGAUGCUUUUAUUGACAUUUUAUCUUAGUAUUUUCUGAAGGUGUGAUUCUAACUUACCUCCUUCUCUUUGGUUCUGCUGGUAUUCUGAAGGUUUGGACUGGGCUCAUUGUCCCCCAUUCCGGAGCCGGAUCAGGAUUCAGGAUCAGAUCAGGAUUAGGAUUAGGCUUCAGGAUGGAUACAUGGAUCAGGAGCAUGGGAGCAUUUUACCGGGAGAGGAUCCUGACCCCCGGCCCUGUCCACAUAACCCCAUCAAACUGGAAAUAGGGAAAUAUUCGAACUAAAUUGGCUUUCAAAUAAUAAAAAAAAAAAAUCCAUUUUGAGGGGGACCUCAGAGACACAAUUACUGACGGCACUGUGACGAGUGAUUUAUUUUUCAGAUUUUUGUUUUUCAAAAUUAUAAAAAAGAAGAGCAAAGCACAGCUCAAAACCAGGAGGAGGGCUGGGAGGUGAAGGAUGGAACCACACGCUUAAGGAGAGUGGUAAAUAGUGGGCGACCAUUAACAGCGGAGGAGGGAGGGGGGGACUAGGACGCGACAAGGGAAUGUGACCUUAAUGUGGUUUGUAUCUUUUUCUUAGGUCAGUGUUUUGCUGCAGAUGAUGAUUUCUGAUUUUCUGAAGUAUAAAUCUCCAGUAUCCUAAAGCUUUAUUCUCUUUUAAUAAAACUUUCAAUAACAUAA
This is a messenger RNA of Cottoperca gobio, 2405 nucleotides long. It is a transcript of the gene srsf1b, whose product is annotated as serine and arginine rich splicing factor 1b. Gene Ontology annotation, molecular function: mRNA binding. The coding region runs from base 288 to 1028 and encodes 246 amino acids. The transcript is spliced from 4 exons. Gene Ontology annotation, cellular component: cytoplasm; nucleus. Lineage: Eukaryota; Metazoa; Chordata; Actinopteri; Perciformes; Bovichtidae. The record is from RefSeq and is a predicted model, not a curated record.